AUGGGGCGGGGCGCGUUUUUGGUGUCGCAGCGUUUCCGGUCCGUCGCUGCCAUCAAAAAAAAAAAAAAAAAAAAAAAAAAAAAAUGGCUUCAGAGAGGAGCACUGAGUCAGAGAUCGAAGUUCCUUGAGGCGAUCUAUUUGGACGAACUUCACCUGACCCAUGACCCUAACAGUGUUGAGCCCUGGCAGGUCAGCAUUACCCUGUUUCCUUCAACAGCUGAGAACCCAGAAUCCCAGUUUGUGAGACUGACUCUGCAUCUCUCACUGCCUGCACAGUAUCCGAAUUCUGUUCCAAAGAUCUCAAUUCAGAAUCCUAGAGGGCUUUCGGAUGAAAAAAUUCGCAGUCUGGAUCACAGUCUGAGGCAGUUGGCUGAGUCUUCAGUGGGGUGCCCUGUCUUGUAUGAGCUGAUAGAGAAAGGGAAGGAGAUUUUGACCAAUAACAAUGUGCCUUAUGGACAGUGUGUAAUCUGUCUGUACAGCUUCCAGGACAGCGAUGCUCUGACCAGGACUGGCUGCUAUCACCACUUCCACUCUCACUGCCUGGGGAGAUACAUCCAGCACAGCGAGAGGGAGAGAGAGGAGAGGAGGAGAGAGGAGAGGAGAGACCGAACUGGAGGGUGCGAGGAGGAGGAGAUGAAAGUCUUGUGUCCCGUGUGCAGAGAACCUUUCACCUAUGACCUCGCAGCUCUGGAGAGGACCCCAGCACCCCAGUUCCCUGUGGAAGAGUUCACUGUGGGGGAGGAGCUACGGAAGAGGUGGGCAGAGCUUACGAAGAUUCUGGAACGCCAGAGGGAAAGGGGCGGGGUUAUUGACCCAGAGGCGGAGCGAAACCGGUUCCUCAUUCGUAUUCAGGAGGUCUCACCUGAAGACCACACCAAAGAGCCAGACUUGCAGAUCCCAGACCAAAACGCUCCCGACUCCACAGCCAAUCAGCUAUCAGCAGCAUCGCGGGGCAGCCAAUCGGAGCCUUUCCUGCCUGAGGGAGAACCCCAGCGUCCCGACCAAUCACGGCCCGGGAAUUCCAAACAGCAGAACACGGGCAACCAAUCGAAAUCGACAGCCAGAUACCAGGAACAGUUGGACAGCCAACUACAGGGCAGGGGCCCCAGGAGGCAGGGCCAGUGGGAGGGGCGGGGAGGAGGAGGGAGGUGGAAGGCCCGCUCACGUCCGCCCCAGAGCCAAUCAGUGAAGCCUCAUCGGACGAACAGCCAAUUGGAAGGCAAGGGGCUGGAAAAGGGCGUCCAAUCGGAAGGGAGGAUAGAGAUUGGAAAUUCCAGAGAUCUCAGACCUUUGCAGAAUGGACAGGGCGGCAUUUACGGAUUUGAGGAAUGUCCUGCUGCUUCAAAUUUUGACCGUAGAGCUCGGAAGGAAGGAUUUUGGAAUUCGGAAUUGGGAGGGGGAGGGAGAGGGAAGGGAAGGGAGAAAAACCUCAGGAAAAAUUGGGAUAGCAUUGACCAGAGUGGGACAGGAGAAGCUAGGAGGCCAGGGGUAGAGAGGAUAGAGAGGACGGAUUCAGCUAAAAGCGACCAAUUGGAGAGGAGAGAGCUGGACAAAACGAACCAAUCGGAGAGCUUAGAGACGAGAGAUUCGGAUAGCAGUAACCAAUCGCAGACAGGAGGGGCCCCGAAAUACCCAAACCAGUGCAAGAGAGAUUCAGACCAAUCAGAGAAGGCGAUUAACAAGAGUGACAGCUGUGGCGGCCAGUUGGGUGCAGCCCAGGAGACAGGGAGCCAAAUCGACCAAUCAGGAGCUAAGGGCUUCUUGGGGAGAGAUUUGGACCAAAACCGAGGCAGAGUUUGGAAAUGGGAUGAUUUUAACCCAACGGAAAAGGAGGGAUGGAAGAGGGGGCUGGAGGGGUGCAGAUUGGGGAGAGGAGGAGGGGGGAGGAGAGAGGGAGACAGAGAGGGGUUCAGCCAAUCAGAGGUGAGCGGUAAGGGGAGAGGCAGGGGGAGGAGUCAAGGGGGAGGGGGCGGAUCCUGUGAUAAUCGUUAUUAUCAUCAUCAGAGGGGGGGAGGAGCUAGAGGAACAGAGAGAAGGGGGGGGUUGGGAGAGAGGAGGCAGAGAGGGGAGGAGGUGGGGCCAGUGUGAGGGGUGGAAAGAGUCUACAGAAAGGAGUGAGGGUGGAGGGGAAGAGGCAGUGUGUGAAGUUGAGGAGAGAGGGAUAGGAGAGAGAGGGGAACUGUGCUCACUUUGUCACAAUUAAAGGUACUGUACCCCAAUUAAUAAAAUAGUCAGCAUUUGAAAACAGAAACUAAUGUGGACUGUCUUAAUAUCACAUCAGGUAACUGUCUAUCUGUCAAUAGGGUGUACAGCAUGGGAUUGAUUCACCU
Messenger RNA from Polyodon spathula (Mississippi paddlefish), 2330 nucleotides. It is a transcript of the gene rnf25, whose product is annotated as ring finger protein 25. Lineage: Eukaryota; Metazoa; Chordata; Actinopteri; Acipenseriformes; Polyodontidae. The transcript has 11 exons. Gene Ontology annotation, molecular function: ubiquitin protein ligase activity; protein binding. Gene Ontology annotation, biological process: protein ubiquitination. Gene Ontology annotation, cellular component: nucleus. The record is from RefSeq and is a predicted model, not a curated record. The coding region runs from base 1 to 2088 and encodes 695 amino acids.